GUGACGUACUUCCCCGUGGGGGCGUGUCAUCUCCCGGAAGCGACCGCAAUCCCCGCCCUCGGGGCGGUGCAUGGAUGCUUGAGACGGUCAGCAUGAGAGUCCCAGUGAGGUCCGCUGUGCGGCCUCUGUGGAACGCCGCGCGCGUUGUCAUUCCCUGCAUUUGGAGAGGGAAACACUUCAGUUCCGGGAAUGAACCGGCAGAAAACAACCGGGUGACCCCAAUGCUGCGGCAUCUUAUGUACAAAAUAAAAUCUACUGGUCCCAUCACCGUGGCCGAGUAUAUGAAGGAGGUGUUGACCAACCCAGCCAAGGGAUAUUAUGUACACCAUGACAUGCUAGGAGAAAAAGGAGAUUUCAUUACUUCACCUGAAAUAAGUCAGAUCUUUGGCGAGCUAAUAGGAAUAUGGUUCAUUAGUGAAUGGAUCGCUGCUGGAAAAAGUGCAGCUUUCCAGCUGGUGGAACUGGGCCCAGGUCGGGGUACCCUCACAGGAGAUAUUUUGAGGGUGUUCAGUCAACUUGGAUCUGUGCUGAAAAACUGUGACAUUUCAAUACACUUGGUAGAGGUGAGCCAAAAAUUAAGUGAGAUUCAAGCACUGACACUGACUGAACAGAAGAUCCCCUUAGAGCGAAAUGCUGAAUCCCUAGUAUAUAUGAAGGGUGUUUCUAAAUCUGGGAUUCCAAUUUCCUGGUACCGAAAUUUACAGGAUGUUCCAAAAGGAUACAGCUUUUAUCUUGCACAUGAAUUUUUUGAUGUUCUUCCUGUGCAUAAAUUUCAGAAAACACCACAAGGAUGGAGAGAAGUAUUUAUUGAUAUUGAUCCACAAGUUUCUGAUAAAUUGAGGUUUGUUUUGGCUCCUUGUGCCACCCCUGCAGAAGCCUUCUUACAGCAUGAUGAAACAAGGGAUCAUGUUGAAGUAUGUCCUGAUGCUGGGGUUAUUAUUCAGGAACUUUCUCAACGCAUUGCAUUAACUGGAGGUGCUGCACUGAUUGCUGAUUAUGGUCAUGAUGGAACAAAGACAGAUACCUUCAGAGGGUUUUGUGGCCACAGGCUCCAUGAUGUCUUAACUGCACCUGGAACAGCAGACCUUACAGCUGAUGUGGACUUCCAUUAUUUGCGCAGAAUGGCAGAAGAAAAAGUAGCCUCUUUGGGUCCAAUAGAACAACAAACAUUUUUGAAAAAUAUGGGUAUUGAUGUCCGGUUGAAGGUUCUUUUAGAUAAAUCAGAUGACCCAUCAAUGAGACUGCAGUUACUUCAGGGAUAUGAUAUGUUAAUGAAUCCUAAGAAGAUGGGAGAAAGAUUUAACUUUUUUGCCUUGCUUCCUCAUCAGAGACUUCAUGGUGGAAGUCAUCAGAUGAAUGCACAGCAGUCAAGACCCUCUGCAUCUCCUGUAGCUGGGUUUGAUGAACUUACUUGGCGGUGAUAUUUCAGUUUGGACCUUUUAUACCCCUAAAUUGGCCUAAGAAAUCAAAGUAAAGGGAAUAUAUUUCAUACAUUAAAGGUAAACAGAUGAUUUUGGAGUAUUUUCUCUCUUCAUAGCCAAUGAAAAUAACCUAAAUAAUAAACAAAAUUAUAGAUCUUUUGGGUUGGAAUGGA
Molecule: messenger RNA, 1594 nt
Organism: Marmota monax (woodchuck)
Lineage: Eukaryota; Metazoa; Chordata; Mammalia; Rodentia; Sciuridae
Gene: Ndufaf7
Product: NADH:ubiquinone oxidoreductase complex assembly factor 7
Exons: 10
Coding region: 75-1421 (448 amino acids)
Biological process (GO): mitochondrial respiratory chain complex I assembly
Cellular component (GO): mitochondrion
Molecular function (GO): protein-arginine omega-N symmetric methyltransferase activity
Source: RefSeq, a predicted model, not a curated record